AUGAACGCGGACGAUGGCGUUGAGAUAACCAAAGGGCUUCCUGUAAUCGUAUCUUCUUUGCUCUCUGGAUGGAUGAGCAUGUUAGGCAGGCGGAUGGAACUCUUGCCAUUGCUGGACCGAUUCAGGGAUAUCGCGAGCCUGUCGCCCGAGCCCAAAACUUCCCUGAACGGGCAACAGGUAGUCCACAGCCCAAGAAUGGCAUCACAUCAAGGAGGUAUUAACCUGCUUCAGCAUCAUAUUCAAUACAAUGUGUCUGUCGGGUUUGAGAUUGCGGUUGAGCAUGCGCCCGAGUAG
Colletotrichum lupini is the source of this 294-nucleotide messenger RNA. RefSeq lists its product as uncharacterized. The transcript is spliced from 3 exons. Bases 1 to 294 code for a protein of 97 amino acids. The record is from RefSeq and is a predicted model, not a curated record. NCBI's taxonomy places the organism in Eukaryota, Fungi, Ascomycota, Sordariomycetes, Glomerellales, Glomerellaceae.